AUGGAAGGAGUGAGCGCGCUGCUGGCCCGCUGCCCCACGGCCGGCCUGGCCGGCGGCCUGGGGGUCACAGCGUGCGCCGCCGCCGGAGUGCUGCUCUACCGGAUCGCGCGGAGGGUGAAGCCAACGCACACAAUGGUCAAUUGCUGGUUCUGCAACCAGGACACACUGGUGCCAUAUGGGAACCGCAACUGCUGGGACUGUCCCCACUGCGAGCAAUACAACGGCUUCCAGGAGAACGGCGACUACAACAAGCCGAUCCCUGCCCAGUACAUGGAGCACCUGAACCACGUGGUGAGCAGCGUGCGCGUGCCCCAGGAUCCCACACAGCCACAGCAGUGGGUGAGCAGCCAAGUCCUUCUGUGCAGAAGGUGCAGCCACCACCAGACCACCAAGAUCAAGCAGCUGGCCGCCUUCGCACCGCGGGAGGAGGGGAGAUACGACGAGGAGAUCGAGGUGUACCGCCACCACCUGGAGCAGAUGUACAAGCUGUGCCGGCCAUGCCAGGCAGCCGUGGAGUACUACAUCAAGCACCAGAACCGCCAGCUGCGGGCCCUGCUGCUCAGCCACCAGUUCAGGCGCCGGGAGGCUGACCAGGCCCAGAGCUUCUCUACGGUGAAGGCCCCAGUCCAGGUCAUCCUGCUCCGUGCUCUGGCCUUCCUGGCCUGUGCCUUCCUGCUGACUGCUGCCCUGUAUGGCCCCAGUGACCCCUUCACCCCAGAGGCUGCCCUGCCCCCAGCUCUGCCCCCUGGCAGCAAUGGCUCAGCCAUGCCGGACAAUGGCACUGCCCCUGGGGCUGAGGGCUGGCGGCAGCUGCUGGGCCUGCUGCCCGAGCACACAGCAGAGAAGUUGCUUGAGGCCUGGGCCUUUGGGCAGAGCCACCAGAUGGGCAUUGUACUGCUGGGCCUGCUCACCUGCCUGCUGGCCAUGCUGUUGGCCGGCCGCAUCAGGCUCCGAAGAAUCGAUGCCUUUUCCACCUGCCUCUGGGCCCUGCUGCUGGGGCUGCACCUGGCCCAACAGUACCUGCAGGCGGCCUCACCCAGCUGGCUGGACACACUCAAGUUCAGUACCACAUCCCUGUGCUGCCUGGUGGGCUUCACUGCAGCUGUGGCAACAAGAAAAGCAACGGGCCCACGGAGGUUCCGGCCCCGAAGGUGCUUCCCUGGAGACUCUGCCGGCCUUUUCCCCUCCGGCCCCAGCCUGGCCGUGCCGCACCCGAGCGUCACCGGCUCCUCACCAUCCCUGUUCAUCCCCACCCCGCCCGGCUUCCUGCCACUCGCCAACCAGCAACUGUUCCGGUCUCCCCGUCGGGCCUCGCCCUCCUCACUGCCAGGCCGCCUCCGCCGGGCCCUCUCACUGGGAACCAUUCCCUCUCUGACUCGAGCAGACUCAGGAUACCUGUUCAGCGGGAGCCGCCCACCAUCUCGGAUGUCUCGACCCGGGGAGGUUCCUCUUUCAGAUUACUUCUCUCUGCUGUCGGGGAGCUGCCCCACCUCGCCACUCCCUUCCCCGGUGCCCUCGGUGGCCAGCUCACUGGCCUCCAGCUAUGGCUCCCUGCGCCAUCGCAGGCCCCUCAUCAGCCCCGCCCGGCUCAACCUCAAGGGACAGAAGCUGCUGCUAUUCCCGUCACCCCCUGGGGAGGCCCCCAACACCCCCAGCAGCUCAGAAGAGCACUCCCCACACAAUGGCAGCCUCUUCACCAUCGAGCCGCCUCAGCUCCCCCAGAGGCAGCCCACGCGGGACAAGAAGCACACUGUGGACAUGCGAUCAGUGCCAGAGAGAGGCAGUGCCUGCAGCAGCCUCUCCAUCAAGAAAGAGGACGAGUCAUCCCAGUCGUCCACCUGUGUGGUGGACACCACCACCAGAGGGUGCUCAGAGGAGGCCGCCGCCUGGAAAGGGCGCUUUGGCCCCUCCCUGGUCCGGGGCCUCCUAGCUGUGAGCUUGGCCGCCAAUGCCCUCUUCACCUCCGCCUACCUGUACCAGAGCCUGCGCUAACUUCGGAGUCCUGGAGGGCGGAGCCCAGGUGCCAUCUGCUUCCACCACUGCCGGCCUCAGAAGCCUCCCAGGGACUGUGCCUCCCCCCUCUCCAGGGCCUGGACCUGCCAGGUCAUGCGUUCCUGUCCUCAGGACACCCGCGAUCCUCACCUGACCAACUGUCCGAGGCCACGUUCCUCGCCUGCCACCCCCUUGGCUGACAUGGGUGUGUUUGGUGCUGACACUCUGACCCUGAAACCGAGGCCCCCCCUGCCGUCCACCUGCCCGGCAGAACGCCAGAACCUGCAGCAGGAGGCCAGGCUGCCUGAGCCCUGCCGCCAGCUGAAGUCCCAUCUUCGUACUGUACUCCCUUGACAUGGGGGGCCACCUCCGAGCCCCACAAAAACGAAGAAAGCCCCUGGGAUGGUCCCGGGGUCACUGCCCCACCCUUUUCCCUUUCUGCUGGAUUCAGGCAAAGUGGGCAAUUGGGUGCCUAGGGCUCAGUUCCAGCACCCACCCUCCCUAUCCACCCAGACUCUCCCCCUCCCCCUACUUCCCUAUUCUGUGACUUCUGGUGACCUCCCAGGAAGCAGCCUGUAUGCUAGGACCUCCCGCCCACGCUGCCCUCCAGGUCCUCAGCUCCACAAGAACUGUAGGUCUCAGAGGAGACCGGACCCCACCCCACCCCCACCCUGGUACUUGGCUUCUUUCAACCCGGGACCCACUGUCUUCCCCUUUGUCCUCCUGUGCCCACCUGGGUUCCUCUUGUCUCCCAGGCCACCUCGACUGGCCACCCUCUGCCCCACUCCUUUUGGCCCCUGCCACUGCUCUUUGACCCACCCUGCCCCCGUGCUGUGGCGGUCUUGCCUCCUGAGGGGGAAGGAGCACGUGGGCUGUCAGGGUCUGGGUGCGGGGUCCCCUCCCACCCUGGGCCUCGGCCCACGCGCAUGUUUGUCUGCCUGUUGAUUCACGGGUUUGUGCCACUGGGGGAGGGAUUGGCCGCCUCAGUAAAUUCUGGGACUUGCUGUGGGGAGGGGCAUGAGCAGGCGGAGGGGUCUUCACUCUGUCAUUCAGGGAUAAAGUUUCGUUUUAUUUUUGUACAUUUUGCCAGGCAGGGCGUUCGCUGUCGGCUCUCUCUGCCGGGGGAUUUUCUUAAGCUCUGGGUGCUUCCUAGUACUUUUUUUAACACAGGGAAGGAGGCUACUCUGACCUCACCCUCCCUCCCUCGCCACUCUUGUCCUGGGAGCCCCCAUGCUGUGUCCUGGGCUGUCCACUGCCCUGGACUUGGGGGGCCGGGGUGGUGUGAGGACUCAGUCCAGCUGCCAAGAGGGUUCCAACACCGAGGUGGCAUCUUUUGGUCCUCGUUUGUAUGGUGGGCAUGUUACGUUUUUAAAUUUUAUUUCUUGCCUAUCAAAACCAAACUCCAUUCCCAGUGCCCUUGUCUCUGGCUCUGAGGAUGCUCCACGCAGGGAGCUCUGCCGCCUGGACCAGUGGCCCAGCACCCCGCAGGGCCGGGGAAACAGAAAACACGACCUUAUUUUUGUUUACAAAAGCAAAAAAUGAAACCAAAAAACAUAACAACCUUUGAACUGUG
This is a messenger RNA of Marmota flaviventris (yellow-bellied marmot), 3565 nucleotides long. It is a transcript of the gene Tmem201, whose product is annotated as transmembrane protein 201. The record is from RefSeq and is a predicted model, not a curated record. Gene Ontology annotation, cellular component: nuclear inner membrane. NCBI's taxonomy places the organism in Eukaryota, Metazoa, Chordata, Mammalia, Rodentia, Sciuridae. Gene Ontology annotation, biological process: nuclear migration along microtubule. Gene Ontology annotation, molecular function: lamin binding; actin filament binding.